CCGCUGCGCUGAGCGUGAGAGCUAGCUACUACCUUAUUACCUCUCUCCGCAGCUGUAGGCGGCGGCGGCGGCGGCCAUGGACUUCGUGCUCCAGGUCCUGCUGCGGGUGGUGAUGAGAAGAAGCAUCCGCAGGCUGCAAGAGGUCGUUGACAUCGCCGUGGACAUCGGCACGGCUGUCUUCGUGGCCGUGCGGGUCUCCGGCCUCGUCUUCCGCCGCCGGCUGCCCACGCCGACUACGACAUCGUCGUCGUCGACGACGUACUACUACUCCCCGGGGACGUCCUCCUCGAUCGGCAUGCAUGUCCAGGAGGAUUAAUUAUUGACAGGCACUAGAUGAGCUAGCUAGCUAGCUAGGGCCAGAAGAUGUAUACUUCUCGCGGGGGCAUGUAAGUACUAAGGUCAUAUAUCUGUGCGUUCUUUUUUGUGGAAUCAAACUAAUUUCGCUAGCUACCCUAAUAUAUAUGUUGUGCUA
Molecule: messenger RNA, 472 nt
Organism: Zea mays
Lineage: Eukaryota; Viridiplantae; Streptophyta; Magnoliopsida; Poales; Poaceae
Exons: 1
Coding region: 77-316 (79 amino acids)
Source: RefSeq, marked predicted